AUGGGCUCGACAGGGACCCAGAUGGCCACGCCAGAAUUCCGAUACAUUCCCCUAUCAUACAGCCAUGCAGACUCCCAGGCAUCUGCUCUCAGGCUAAUCCUGACCCUUAACCCCGACUGGGAGGGUCCUGGGAACAACAUUGAGUUCGUGCGGUUCACCGACGGCAUCACCAACACCCUCUUGAAAAUUAUCAACCUGAAACCCGGCCUGACGGAGGAACAAAUAGACAAUGAGGCAGUACUGAUGAGAGCGUACGGAAAUGGCACAGAGAUCCUCAUAGAUCGCGAAAGAGAGACAAAGUCCCACGCACUCCUAGCCAGCCGCGGCCUGGCCCCGCCCCUCCUCGCUCGAUUCAAAAACGGCCUGCUCUACCGCUUCAUCCGUGGCAGGCCCUGCGGCCACCAGGAUCUAGUUUCCCCGCCCAUCUGGCGCGGUGUCGCCCGCCGCCUGGCGCAGUGGCACGCCGUCCUGCCUAGUAGCGGAGCUGCGCCUGCCAAGGAUGCCUCCGUGACCGGGAUCGCGGACUCCCAGGACGAUGAGAUCACCGUAAUCCAGCCCCGGCGUGCAGGCCCAUCUAUGUGGGCUGUGCUGCAGAAGUGGGUGUUGGCUUUGCCAGUCACCACGCCUGAGCAGCGUGCUCGCCGGUUGAGUUUGCAAGCAGAGCUGCAGUGGGUUUUGGAUAUUCUGGAUGAUGGGAAGGGGAUUGGUGAAGACGGGCUAGUCUUCUCGCACUGCGAUCUGCUCUGUGCCAAUGUCAUUGUUCUUCCGAGCGAGAACGGCGUUCCAACCCCUGAAGACGGUAUCGCGCCUGUCAACUUCAUCGAUUAUGAAUAUGCCGUCCCCGCGCCCGCGGCCUUCGAUAUCUCGAACCACCUUGCUGAGUGGGGUGGCUACGACUGCGAUUACAACAUGAUGCCGACAAAGUCUGUGCGCCGUCAGUUCCUUACUGAGUACACGAAGAGCUACUGUGAACAACGCGGUCUUGACGCUUCGUCCCAGGCUGAGAUUGUCGACCGGCUGUACGAGGAUGUUGACCGCUUCCGUGGCAUUCCUGGUCUCUACUGGGGCGUUUGGGCACUCAUCCAAGCGCAAAUCUCCCAGAUCGAUUUCGACUAUGCCAACUACGCUGAGACGCGUCUCGGCGAGUACUACGCGUGGAAGCGCGAGGUAGACGGAAGCCGCAAGCAAGCUGGCGAGGAGAUGCCGCUGCGCGAGUCUCGCUGGGCGUCCGAGGCGUAA
Penicillium samsonianum is the source of this 1239-nucleotide messenger RNA. RefSeq names its product putative ethanolamine kinase. The transcript has 5 exons. Gene Ontology annotation, molecular function: ethanolamine kinase activity; choline kinase activity. Gene Ontology annotation, biological process: phosphatidylethanolamine biosynthetic process; phosphatidylcholine biosynthetic process. Gene Ontology annotation, cellular component: cytoplasm. The coding region runs from base 1 to 1239 and encodes 412 amino acids. The record is from RefSeq and is a predicted model, not a curated record. Lineage: Eukaryota; Fungi; Ascomycota; Eurotiomycetes; Eurotiales; Aspergillaceae.